GUGGUCUCUCUAAAAUUUGAGAUUGCUAUUAUCUCUAACGGUUCUCAUCCAAAUUGUAGUGCAAAAGUAACCGUCUCCGUCUGCAACCAAACGUGCCGUGCAAAAACUAUCUCCACUUUGAAAGCAAGAGGAGGCACGAAAAGUUGAAAGUGGCAGAAGAAGAGGUUCUCCUAGGGGACUUGCAUAAGGUCUUGCCAUCAAAACCAGUUUGUGCUAUAUUCAAGGUUUGGAGUUAAAAGUGAUGCAGAUAACAUGUUUGAUAAAUUUCUCAAAUGAAAUUUAACCUGCAUGUUUUGCUGAACUUCACUUUGAAACGCUGUUGGCAUCAUAAUGCAAGUACCCACGAGUCGAGUCUCAAUUACUUUAACUGUCCCUCUAUUCCACAUUGCACCCAGUAUCUGCAUCUCCCCAAUUGCAUGAGGUUUGCAACAUUGUCACUAGCACUGUUGGUGGAUUAGAUGAUCUAGAGUGAAGUCAAAAUAAGUUUAAGCGAUCUUUAACUUUACCUCUCAGAGCUCCAGCUAUUGUUUCCAUUAAACACGAGGCACACCCAGAAAACUGCUCAGGUUAUUCUUAUGGUUUAAUCAAACUUUUGGUCUUUUAGUUUAGACUUUUGUUAAACAAAGAAAAAAAAAUGAAGCAUUGAGCAUUUUCAAUAACUUAGACGAGUAUAACUUUACGAUGUGUUGUUGAUUUUUGGGGUUGGAUGUUGACUAAAGUUUGUGUUCCUGCAAAUGGGAAAAGAGUUAUUCAAGAGCACGUCUUCUCGUUACUUCAAAGCUGCAACAGCGAAACGGACAUCGCUCAAAUUCAUAGCCAAGUAGUUCUCAAUGGCCUCUCUCACAAGAAUAGCAUCAUCACCAAGCUUCUUUCAUUCUACACAGCCUCUGGUAAACUUCAACAUGCCCACAAGCUUUUCAAUAAAAUUGAUAACCCAAGCACCACCAUUUGGAACCACAUGAUUAGAGGCUAUGCCAGCAGCCAUAUGCCUUGGAAAUCAGUUCAAUAUUACAAUCAGAUGGUGUCAACUAAGUCUGAACCUGACGGGUUCACAUACUCGUUUCUCUUGAGUGCUUGUGUACGGGGUGAGCUGGUAAAAGAAGGGGAACAGGUGCAUGCGACUGUUCUGGCAAAAGGGUAUUGCUCAGACGUGUUUGUGAACACUAAUUUGAUCAACUUUUAUGCGAAUCAAGGUGGUGUUGAGCAAGCACGCCAUGUGUUUGAUGAUAUGACUCAAAGAAGUGUUGUUAGCUGGAAUUCUAUACUUGCUGGGUACGUUAAGUGCUGUGAUUUUGAUGCUGCGAGAAUUUUUUUUGAUAAAAUGCCACAGAAAAAUGUUGUGUCUUGGACGACCAUGAUUGCUGGGUGUGCUCAGAAUGGGCAAUCUAAACAAGCUUUGUUGUUAUUUGAUCAGAUGAGGAGAGCACGUGUGGAAUUGGAUCAGGUGGCGUUGGUGGCAGCUUUAUCAGCAUGUGCUGAAUUAGGGGAUCUGAAGUUAGGAAGGUGGAUCCAUUGGUAUGUUCAAAAGAGGCAAAAGGAACCCUCUGUCCGCUUGAACAAUGCACUCAUGCAUAUGUAUGCUAAUUGUGGAAUCAUUGAUGAAGCUUAUCAAAUGUUUACCAAGAUGUCUCUGAAAACCAGAGUGUCUUGGACUAUUAUCAUCAUGGCUUUUGCAAAACAAGGUCUUGGGAAGGAAGCACUUGAUCUGUUUAAAGAUAUGCUUAGUGAUGGUGUGGAGAAAAGUGGGGUAAAACCUGAUGGAACAACGUUCAUUGGAGUUCUUUGUGCUUGCAGUCAUGCAGGGUUUGUAGAGGAAGGGCGCAGAAUUUUUGAAUCGAUGAUACAUACUUGGCAAAUCAGCCCAAGGAUUGAACACUACGGAUGCAUGGUUGAUCUCUUGAGUCGUGCAGGUUGCUUAGAUGAAGCAUAUGAACUUAUUGAAACUAUGCCUUUUAAGCCUAAUGAUGCAAUUUGGGGUGCCCUUCUUGGUGGUUGUCGAAUACACAAGAAUUCAGACCUAGCAUCACGAAUUGCAAACAAGUUAGUUGCUGAGCUCGACAACAAUGAUCAAGCUGCCGGCUAUCUUGUGCUCUUAUCGAACAUAUAUGCUUUUGCCGAAAGGUGGAAGGAUGUCGUUGCAGUGAGACAAAAAAUGAUUGAGAUGGGUGUGAAAAAACCUCCAGGUCAAAGUUGGAUCCAAAUUUAUGGCGUUGUUCAUAAUUUUGUGGUGGGUGAUAUGACUCAUAGGCAUUCAUCUUUAAUCUACGAAACCCUUUGUGAGAUUACCGAGCAAGCCCGUGUGGAAGGCUAUAAACCAGACAUAACAGAAGUUCUAUUGGAUGUUGAGGGAUAGUAAAUAUAGGAAGAACACAAUUUUUGCUUCGUGUAUUUUAGUUCUACAAUUAUUUUUGCAUGCACUUAUCAGAAGGCAAAUGCUCAUUUUAUGGUUUUUCAAGCAUCUGGUGGUGAUUGCUUGUUGCCAUUGCCCAGCACUAAGGCAAAUUUCAUAUACUAACCUUAAAUAAAAUAUAGAAUGUUGGGGUAGCUUCUCCCCUUUAGUUUAAUUCUUAGUAAAGCAUGUGCAAUUGCAUAUUCUUUUUGUGCCUCUCCCCUUUUAGUAGCUGGCCAGAAAGCACUGCAUGGUGAUGCCAAAGAUUCUCACCCAUUUAGAAAUGCAAAAAUUAGCAUCCUUCCUUUCUGCACUACUGUAUAUGUGAAAUAUCAAGAUUUUUCUACAUAUAUGCAUACUAAAGUUGUUCACAUUUACUUAGGAUAACAAUUUAUUUAUGACUUGCACCCGAAACAUAUUUUAAGAUUCCAUUUGUUAAUGCAUUGCAGUUCAUUUAUAUUUACUUGGUUUUUUAAAGGGUUUAAGACUUAGCAUAUUAUUUGACUGAUAUCAGAGAUGAGAGAUGGCAUUUUACAUUAUAAUUCUUGUUGUUGUAUAUUUCUUCAGGCCUGUAUUGCCACUACUGCUGCUGUUGUUGAGGAGCUCCCAUAUACUCAUGUUUUAUAAUAACAGCCUGAUGUACCCGGAAUUAGUUGUCAAUAAACAGAUUUCAUGUUGUUGUAUAUACAGUAGCGCCCAGCUAGUCAUUACAUGUUGUAUGGGACAACUUGCCUGAUAGAUAACAUGACACAUUUUAUUUA
Messenger RNA from Lathyrus oleraceus (garden pea), 3150 nucleotides. Its product is annotated as pentatricopeptide repeat-containing protein At5g66520. The transcript has a single exon. NCBI's taxonomy places the organism in Eukaryota, Viridiplantae, Streptophyta, Magnoliopsida, Fabales, Fabaceae. Gene Ontology annotation, biological process: RNA modification. Gene Ontology annotation, molecular function: protein binding; RNA binding. The record is from RefSeq and is a predicted model, not a curated record. Bases 707 to 2353 code for a protein of 548 amino acids.